AUGCUGGGCUUCAUCAUGUUCAUGCUGUACUUCGUCUUCCUGGUGCUCAGCGUCAUGCUGGAGGACAAGGUGUGCUUGCAUUUGACUCAGCAGAAAACGUCUCAGAGGAGGCUGCAGGCCAAAUCCUGCACACUCACUUCAUCCUGUUACAAGCUGAGGCAGACUGAGAGUGAACUUUCAGCAUAUCUCAGACACAGUGGGCGAGUCAUCACCAGAAGUUCCCUGUCCGGCUGUUUUCAUGUGGAGAGUAACUGUCGUGACUCUCUCCUCAGUGACCUUAUGGUGCAGUGUGCAGCCGCCAACCUUAACACACCUCCCGCUCUAGCACCGCCAGUCACACACCGGCUGCUGCUUGCUGCUGGGCGGCGGACAGCCUUAUCUCCUCCACCCUCAGCCUACUUCACUCUGCUGGCGCCUGAGAUGAACAGUGAGAAUUUCAGCCUGAGUGAGAAGAUCGUGUCGACCUCUUACGUUCGACAGGGAGUCAGGCGCGCCGCAGCCAUGAGCAAGCUGAUCAGACUCUUGCUGGAGAAGGUUACCGUCCUCAGCUUCAUGUUGAUCCAUGGCAUCGGUCGGUCAGGUGACAUCGCUGCCGUCCAGCCCAAAGCUGCAGGAUCCAGUCUGCUCAACAAGCUCACCAACUCUGUGGUGUUGGACAUCUUAAAGCUCUCAGGUGUCCGGAGUGUGGCCAGCUGCUUUGUAGUUCCCUUGGCAACAGGAAUGAGCUUGACUCUGUGCUUCCUGACCCUUCGCCACCGAAGACCCAAAGCUCGCUACAUCAUUUGGCCUCGCAUCGACCAGAAGUCCUGUUUCAAAGCCAUGAUCACAGCAGGUGAAAAUCCCAUCAUGGUGGAGAACGUUCUGGAGGGCGAUGAGCUGCGGACAGACCUGGAAGCAGUUGAGCGCAAGAUCGAGGAGCUCGGAGCCGAGAACAUCCUGUGUGUUCAUUCAACUACUUCCUGCUUCGCCCCGCGGGUCCCCGACAGGCUGGAGGAGCUGUCCAUUCUGUGUGCCAAACAAAACAUUCCCCACAUUGUGAACAAUGCAUACGGAGUGCAAUCGUCUAAAUGCAUGCACCUCAUCCAACAGGGGGCUCGUGUCGGAAGAAUUGACGCCUUUGUGCAGAGCCUGGACAAGAACUUCAUGGUUCCAGUAGGUGGCGCCAUCAUCGCAGGCUUCGACGAGUCCUUCGUACAGGAGAUCAGCCAGAUGUACCCAGGUCGAGCGUCCGCCUCUCCUUCCCUGGACGUCCUCAUCACCCUCCUCACCCUGGGAGCCAGCGGCUACAAGAAGCUCCUGUCAGAGAGGAAGGAGAUUUAUUUGCUGCUGGCUCAGGAGCUGAAGAGUCUCGCCUCUGCACACGGGGAGAGGCUGCUGAACACCCCACAUAACCCCAUUUCCCUGGCCAUGUCUCUGGAUGGUCUCCAGGCGGAGAGCAACGGGGCGGUGACUCAGCUGGGCUCCAUGCUGUUCACCCGGCAAGUGUCAGGAGCCAGGGUAAUACCGCUGGGCAAGGAGCAGACCAUCGGUGGACACACGUUCCGAGGCUUCACGUCUCACUCCGAUGCUUACCCGUGUCCGUACCUUAACGCUGCCUCGGCUGUGGGCAUCACGCGGGAGGACGUGACCCUGUGCAUGAAAAGGCUCGAAAAGUGCCUGAAGACCCUGAAGAAAGAGAAAAACAUGGCGAAAAGUAGCUUCCCUGUACUUCCACCGUGCCAGGAGGACACCACUGGAGAAUGACUAUAAUAAGAAAACAAAGUGAGUUCUUCUAACUGUGAGAUCUUCUUCUUCACCUCGUCUGGACUUUGUGUGUUUUUAAAAGGCUGAUGGAUUAUCAAUCCAGAUAUUGUAAUGAGGUCAAAGGCUGGAGCAACAGCUGGUGUGGAAACUUCCUCCAGGUGUUCAUUAAAACAAAAGUGACUCAGGCUGAUGUCACUGAUUAAUUCCCUCCUCUGUGAACGUGUCAUAAUUAGUAGAUAUUUUAAGGACGCUAAAUGCAUACAAAUGCUUCUCGGGAGCAUGUGGUUCUUCGUGAACACUUGCAUUUUCUGUUUAUGUUGAAAAAACCUCAUUUCUAAUGGCAUUUGGACUCAAAAUAGCUUGAGGAUGAACAAGGGGCUUUACUUUAUGUGUGUCAUUUCUCUUAAUUAAAACCAUCUCAAGCCUCCACAGUGCAGUGGAAUGUAAUUACCCGUGGUUCCUCUUAUUCUCUGCUAAUGUUAGCAGACACAGGCAUGCUUAAUGCGCCUUCUGCUCUUGGAAAUGCAUUAGGCCUUUCCAACUAUUGACAUAUGAAACAAAAUCGCCUGAUAAUGCAGUAUGUUGCAGCAUGUCUUCUGCAGUGUGAUGUAAUGUGAUAUAAAAACCGUUGAGCCAUUAUCUCCAUUUGAAGCCGGUGAAUUUAAUCGGCUCUUUUACUUUCAGGCAGCAGAAAACAAUAUAAUGAACAGAUAAUCGAUUUAGUUCAACAAACAUGGAUCACUGCUGUGUGGAGUAAAGGAAAUGUUCACCAAACCUGCUAUUAAGAAUUUAAGAUGUGUGUAGGUAAGUACAGUUACAUUUGUUGGGACCUUACAAAAGGCUAUACACACAGCCAUAAAAAGAUCUACAAUGUACCUUAAAUUGUUUUAGUUGGUCUAAGAAUUAAGGCUAUGUUUUGUUUACUAUAAAUAAUCCAUAGGGUCUUUGUAUGAUGUCUGGUGUGAGAACAGAACCACUUAAAAUAUAUUUUACACAUGACUUUCGUGUGUUACUUCUGUAAUGUCAAUAUGUUCAUGAAGUUAAAGCAGUCUUUAGUGUUUGCUAGCUUAAGAUACAUUUCAGUUUAUCAGACAAAAGGUAAGUUUAGAUUUUGAGGAAGGUACAUAUCCAAAGAAAAUACAUGAACUGUGCAGGAUUUUGUUGAUAUGGAAAUCAAACUCAAAUUCUUCACUCAGAGGAAAACGUGUCACCUGCAUUAGUUGGCAAACAUACAGUAAGCUCUGAUCUGAAAAGCUUACUUUAAAAGCAUUUUGUGUUUCCUAUAGUAACCCUGAUCAGUAGUUCUUGCUGCGUCAGUGCUGGGCCCAGGUGUGCUUUGGAUAGCAAAGUAUACAUUCAGCACACGCCGCUUUUUAAACUGUAGUUGUUAAUGCAGGUCUGAUGCAUGUGCAGCAGCCCAUCCACCCUGGGAGAGUGGACUGAAGUCAGAUAGAUGAAGGUGCUGGAUCAGCACACUUUCACUGUUCCCAGGCUGUAGUGUAACCAUUAACACAAUACAGAGGGAGUGCUCGGUACACGGCAGUACUCUUAAAAACACAGAAGAAGCAUUAUAAAAACAGCUUUUUGUUUUUUGUGGUAGCAAAUGUCGUCAGUCAGGAUGAAAUAAUCCUGAAUCAGUGCAUCAGCUGCCUGGCUCUCUGUCGUGCAAAUGUUGCUCUCCUGAUUGUUUUUGUCUUUUCUCUCCCGUCACCAGUUUGCAGGGUUUCCCAUCUUUGCUGAGGUUGCAGGGAUGCUGAGGGAGAGAGUCAGACACAUUAUUUUGUGCAGGCCAGUUUUAAAGGAACCCCCCUUCUAUUGAUCAAGCCUGCUGCAGUGUGUAAAUCAGAAAAGAGCUGCCACUAAGAGACCUGCACACGGCAUCACAGUCUGUUUUUCAUGCAAGCCAUCUAUCAGUGGCAAGCAUUGCACUAAGGAAACAGCUGAUGUAAAACAAACACGAGAGAUCAUGAAGAAAACAGGACACAUUAUGACAACACAAGUAACUAAUGGCUAGGCUUUAUAGUGGAAAUCCCACAUUGGCCUUGGCAGCUUCUGACUUAUAUAUUAUUGACUUAGGCCUGUUUUAUCUUUCUUAAGGUGUACCUUUUAAUGAUUACAAAAUCUUCACACAUUUUUACAUGAAUUUGCUCCACGAAGCCCUUGAAAAUUCUCAUACACAGAUGAUCAAAAAGUGGAUAUGUUUGCUUACCUUAUCUCAAAAGCCUAUAAAAUUAAUAAUCAUUAAAUAGUAUUAUUGUUUCUCUACAGCGUUGUACAUGUCUUGUCAGGAUCUGGUAUUUUUAUUGUAGGCAAACAAUAAAAAUGUGAUGUUUGGGAA
This is a messenger RNA of Trematomus bernacchii (emerald rockcod), 4081 nucleotides long. RefSeq names its product O-phosphoseryl-tRNA(Sec) selenium transferase-like. The transcript has 13 exons. Gene Ontology annotation, molecular function: tRNA binding; O-phosphoseryl-tRNA(Sec) selenium transferase activity. The record is from RefSeq and is a predicted model, not a curated record. NCBI's taxonomy places the organism in Eukaryota, Metazoa, Chordata, Actinopteri, Perciformes, Nototheniidae. Gene Ontology annotation, biological process: selenocysteine incorporation; conversion of seryl-tRNAsec to selenocys-tRNAsec. The coding region runs from base 1 to 1743 and encodes 580 amino acids.